This is a messenger RNA of Prunus persica (peach), 975 nucleotides long. Its product is annotated as nuclear transcription factor Y subunit B-7. Bases 283 to 975 code for a protein of 230 amino acids. Gene Ontology annotation, molecular function: DNA-binding transcription activator activity, RNA polymerase II-specific; protein heterodimerization activity; RNA polymerase II cis-regulatory region sequence-specific DNA binding. Lineage: Eukaryota; Viridiplantae; Streptophyta; Magnoliopsida; Rosales; Rosaceae. The record is from RefSeq and is a predicted model, not a curated record. Gene Ontology annotation, biological process: regulation of transcription by RNA polymerase II. Gene Ontology annotation, cellular component: CCAAT-binding factor complex; nucleus. The transcript has a single exon.
GGAAAAGGAAAGGUUUACUGGAUCAAUGGGGGGUAUGCCACGUAAUUAAGAAGUGAUUUUUAUGUUGGAAAAGAAAGUUGCUUAGAUUAGGUGACGACAGUUCCUGAGUGGUGAGAGAGAGAGAGAGAGAGCGAGUCCCUGGGGAGUUUAAUUGGUGAAAAUGAACCUCUUCAGCUGCCUAUUUUUAUGGUUUUUGUUUCUGUGUAAUUUUAGGCUAUACAUAUACCAAAAUCCUUAAACACUCACCACCAAUUUUCCUUUUAACAAAAGAAAAGAGAAAAAAUGGAAGAUGAGAGGCUAAAUGGGCCAAGUGGAGGGAGCCCAGAAAACCCAUGUGGUGUAAAGAGCAGUGCAAGUAGCAAUAACAACAACGGCAAUAGCACUUACAAUAACAAUAACAAUAGCAAUAAAGAACAAGAUAGAUUCCUCCCCAUAGCAAAUGUUGGUCGCAUUAUGAAGAAAGUGAUCCCAGGCAAUGGAAAAAUCUCAAAAGAUGCAAAGGAGACUGUUCAAGAAUGUGUCUCUGAGUUCAUAAGCUUUGUCACAGGAGAAGCUUCUGAUAAAUGCCAGAGAGAAAAGAGGAAGACCAUCAACGGUGAAGAUAUCAUCUGGGCCAUCACAACCCUCGGAUUUGAGGACUAUGUACAUCCAUUAAAGCUCUACCUCCAGAAAUAUAGAGAACUUGAAGGGGAAAAGCUAAAUGUUCCAAAGCAACAAAGAUUGGAACAAAGGCAGCUGCAGCAACACCAACAAAACCACCACCACCAGCAACCAGAACAACAAGAACAACAAACUUUAGUAUCUGCUUACGAUAAUAGUGUAUAUUCUUCCACCAAUCUCCUUUCUCAGCCAUCUUUCAUAGCCGCUGCCGCUGCGGAUCAUCAUCAGACAGCCUUCUCUUUGCCCUUCUCCCCAACUUCAAUUCAAAAACAAUUGCACCCACAAGAUCAUAUUGAUUCAGUGGGGCAUUGGUAA